UAACAUACGGUGUCCCUACCAAACAAGUUAACUAAGCGGAGUUUGGAUAUAAAAUCUUAUAGGGGGGAUUUUCUUGUAGGAGGAUCUCAUGUACUCGCUGGUGGAUCUCAACUAUAUUCACGAUCAUGAUGGCCCUUGAAAAAUCAGAACAUAUGCAAAUAAACUGUGAGGCAUCCCUCAAAUGCCUCCAGGGCAAGGGUCCCCCUUGCAAUUUUCAGUGUAAUGGAAGUUCUAUGGAAGGCUUGAAACAGCUUAAAAAUGAGCCUGGUACUCAUCCAGCUGGGGAUGUUGCUGAACCUAAUCGCUCUGUAGGCAGUGAGUUUCUUGAUCCUUCCAUUGAAUUUCGUGGUAAACCUACUUAUCACCAUGACUAUAGCACCUGGACAGCCUGCCAUUAUAAUUCUCACAAGGUUCAGCAAUGCCAAACGAAUUCUUUUGAGGGCCAUUUCUGUCCUUAUCCUUUUGAGAGCCAGCUUCAGUAUGUUCCAUAUAAUAUGGUUGCUCAGGGUUACCCACGGGAGCAAUAUCAAGAAUUUCAGUAUUUUGUUGUCAUAGACUUUGAGGCUACCUGCGACAAGGAUAAAAAUCCCCACCCUCAAGAAAUAAUUGAAUUUCCAUCUGUCAUAGUGAGUAGUGUCACUGGCCAGCUGGAAGCAUGUUUCCAGACAUAUGUGAGGCCUACCUGCAAUCAGCUGCUGAGUGAUUUCUGCAAGGAUCUGACUGGUAUCCAGCAAAUUCAGGUGGACAGAGGUGUUACAUUGAGUGAGGCUUUACUUAGGCAUGACAAGUGGCUUGAGAAAAAGGGAAUAAAGAACUCCAAUUUUGCUGUGGUUACUUGGUCCAACUGGGAUUGUCGGGUGAUGCUCGAAUCCGAGUGCCGAUUCAAGAAAAUAAGGAAGCCACCUUAUUUCAACCGCUGGAUUAACUUGAGGAUUCCUUUUCGUGAGGUCUUUGGUGCUGUGCGCUGCAAUCUAAAGGAGGCUGUUGAAAUAGCUGGCUUGGCCUGGCAGGGCCGUGCUCACUGUGGCCUUGAUGAUGCCAAAAAUACUGCUCGUCUGCUGGCGCUACUCAUGCACAGGGGUUUUAAGUUUUCCAUUACCAAUUCAAUAAUGUGGCAGACUGCAGACCGAUCAUUGGUAUGGAAGCAGGCUCCUGAACAACCAACCAUUUUCCCUUUUUGCCCCUACAAAGGAAGGGAAAUGAAUACCCCCAUGCUUCAGUAUCACCCAUACUGUUACUGCGGGGUAAAAAGCAGUAGGGGCAUGAUCAGGAAACCAGGGCCCAAGCAAGGGAGCCUUUUCUUUGGAUGUGGAAAUUGGACCACAACUAGAGGUGCUCGCUGCCAUUACUUUGAAUGGGCUUCUGCCUAACUGGCAGCACCUUCUGAUCUAUUAUGAUCAAAUCGUAUGUUUUUCUUAUAUGUUCUAUGUAAAAAAGGGGGAAAAAGUAUAAGGAAAAAGAAAAGAAAAGAAAAAGAAAAAGAGCAAGUGGAAAUGGGUUAUGAAAGUAGUGAUGGUGUUACUAGUGGAAGCAUGUACUCCUAGCUGCUUGGUGAGGUUUCUGCUUCAUGGAAGUGUAGAGAAAAUUAGUUGGCUCAUUUGCUUACUAUUGUGACUGCCAAACAUCAAAGUAGUCUUAAGAAAAGAGGGAGCGUCAAAACUGUAAAGCUGACUGUUGACUUGGGAAAUGUGAGGAAAGGGUAGUAGUUAGGGUUGAUGCUUUUACAUGCCAAGGCAUGCUAAGUUAUGCAUUAAAUAAUCCAUGAAGGUAGUAGGACCGUUUGUUUCCUUGCUAUAAUGGAAAAAUAGCUAUAUUUCCUGUGGCCAUUUUGCUGCA
Arachis stenosperma is the source of this 1836-nucleotide messenger RNA. RefSeq lists its product as uncharacterized. Lineage: Eukaryota; Viridiplantae; Streptophyta; Magnoliopsida; Fabales; Fabaceae. The transcript has 5 exons. Gene Ontology annotation, molecular function: 3'-5'-RNA exonuclease activity; nucleic acid binding; zinc ion binding. The coding region runs from base 126 to 1370 and encodes 414 amino acids. Gene Ontology annotation, biological process: exonucleolytic trimming to generate mature 3'-end of 5.8S rRNA from tricistronic rRNA transcript (SSU-rRNA, 5.8S rRNA, LSU-rRNA). The record is from RefSeq and is a predicted model, not a curated record.